AUGGCAGGACAAGGCAAAGGGGAACAGGCAACUCCCGCGGCUCCUACUCCGGCGACAGAAGAAAUUGCCGACACUGCCGCGACAGACUCGCAGCAGGAGGAAGAACAAAAGCGCCUCGAGUUAAUCCUCUCGAACAUGCGGCGCGUUUCUAACUUGUACAGCGAGGCGGAACUCUUGCGCGUCGUGGAGGAUUAUGUCGCUGACUGCAUGACUCACUUAGGCUACCAGGAGUACCGGCUGUACUCGAACCUUCGCCUCUUGAUCGCGUCGUUCGCGUGCUGCGUCGCCGCCUACGCGUCCUUCGGCGUCCCCUUCCCCACAGACGGCCCAUACCUCAAACUCUCGAUUGUUACCUUUUUCGUUUCCCUUCUCGUCCUCCUCUUCAUCGAGACGGUUUGCGUGAAAAACGCCAUCGCCUGCUUCAAAGACAAAGACGGAGAAGCCUUCUUCAUCGACAGCCACAUCGACCGGAACACGAAUGACCUCGUCCUUGCCAUUCGCCAGAAAAGCCUGUACCUCUCCACAGCCUCCAACGUCGGCCGUUUCUUCGACAGCAAGGGGUAUUUGUUGAUUGACACACUGUACGAGGAGCUGACGAACCUGCUGCAAGACUUCGAGAAUGGCCUCUCAGACGCCACCAAACUCGCAGCUGGCCGCAGGAAAAAGAAGAACGCAUGA
Messenger RNA from Neospora caninum, 678 nucleotides. RefSeq lists its product as hypothetical. The coding region runs from base 1 to 678 and encodes 225 amino acids. The record is from RefSeq and is a predicted model, not a curated record. Gene Ontology annotation, biological process: protein targeting to ER. Gene Ontology annotation, cellular component: membrane; signal peptidase complex. The transcript is spliced from 6 exons. Lineage: Eukaryota; Apicomplexa; Conoidasida; Eucoccidiorida; Sarcocystidae.